AUGGUUAAGCUACAAGAAGUCGAGGACGAGCACUUCACUCACAAGCCCACCCAGCAUCCCAAGAGUGGUGCCCUCCUCGAGAGCGACGAUGAUGAUGAUGACUUCACAGAUACCGACUCCGAAUUCUCCACCGAAUCCUACGACGCCCUGCCCGAGGACGAAUCAUUGUAUGAAAGAAUCGCGGCCCUAAAGGACAUCAUCCCCCCACAAUCCCGACACAGAAUCUCCAGCUCCAUCUCCUCGCUCACCUCCUUCGCCAAAUCCACCAUCUCCUUCGGCGGGAAGACGCUCUGGGUUCUUAGCACGAGUGCCUUCCUGCUCGGUGUUCCCUGGGCCCUGGCCCUGGCCGAGGAACAGCAGUAUGUACAGAUGGAGAGGGAGCAGGGGAUGAUUAAGGGGGCUAAUGAGAUGUUGACGCCCGGUGCCGCCAGCGCUCUUACCAACCCUGAUGGGAAGACGGAGGGCCAACCAUCUCUGUAG
Blastomyces dermatitidis ER-3 is the source of this 480-nucleotide messenger RNA. RefSeq names its product mitochondrial import receptor subunit tom22. The coding region runs from base 1 to 480 and encodes 159 amino acids. The transcript is spliced from 3 exons. Gene Ontology annotation, cellular component: mitochondrial outer membrane. NCBI's taxonomy places the organism in Eukaryota, Fungi, Ascomycota, Eurotiomycetes, Onygenales, Ajellomycetaceae. Gene Ontology annotation, biological process: intracellular protein transport. The record is from RefSeq and is a predicted model, not a curated record.